AUGACUUCCUCCGCAUACGCCAACUACGCCCGGUUGGCGCAGAAUGGCUCCCCUGGCGUCGCCGCCCCGACCAAGCAGCACCUGCAGCAAUACACCGUCACGGCCAUGAGCCGCUGGUCCAUCUUGAAUAAGCAGCUUCCGCCCGUCGACAGGAUCAAGGCGCUUCAUGUAUACGAUUUUGACAAUACUCUGUUCAAGACCCCGCUACCGAAUCCGAAGCUAUGGAACGGACCGACUAUAGGAUCGCUGGCCAGCCCUGAUGUGUUCAUAAAUGGUGGCUGGUGGCACGACAGUCGCAUCCUCGCCGCCACUGGCGACGGCCUGGCCAAGGAGGAACCCCGCGCCUGGGAAGGAUGGUGGAACGAGAAGGUUGUUGAGUUGGUUCGCUUGAGCAUGGAGCAGAAAGACGCCCUCUGCAUCCUACUCACGGGCAGGUCAGAGACAGGCUUCGGUGAAUUGGUCAAGAGGAUGAUUACAAGCAGGGGGCUUGAAUUUGACCUCGUUACACUCAAACCCGCCGUGGGACCCGACAACCAGCGCUUCAACAGCACCAUGCAUUUCAAGCAGGUCUACCUUGAGACUCUGAUGGAGACAUACAAACACGCCGAGGAUAUUCGCGUAUACGAAGACCGUCCGAAACACGUGAAGGGCUUCCGUGAUUUCCUCGCUGAAUACAACAUGAGACAGAGUGUCCCAGGCCCUCCUGGCCGGACUCGAGGACCCAUCGGUGCGGAGGUCGUACAGGUUGCCGACCUCGCCACCAAUCUGGACCCUGUUGUCGAAGUUGCCGAAGUGCAACACCUUGUCAACGCGCACAAUGAAGCUCUCGUCAAGAGGUCCCACACUCACCGCGGCGACAGGCUGAUCAUCAAGAAGACCGUCUUCUACACUGGCUAUCUCAUCAGCCACGCGGAUACUCAACGUCUGUUGACCCUGGCGCAGCUGCCGGCUGACGUCGCAGAUAGCGACCUCAAGAUCCUUGCUAAUAACAUCAUGAUCUGCCCGCGCCCUUGCCCGCGUAGUAUUCUGGACAAGGUCGGCGGCAUGGGUGCCAAGAUGAAGUGGGAGAUCACCGGCACGGCUUGCUUCGAGAAUAGCAUCUGGGCGGCGAGUGUCCGGCCUGUCCCGCGGGGCGCAAAGUUCCACACCGACAAUCCGAGCCCGUUUGUGGUGCUCGCCGUACGCAAAGGGUCCAGGCCAGUCGAUGCUGGGAAGAUACAGAAUUGGAACCCUGUCAGCCCCGAACAGGCGCACGUAUUCGAGACCACAGUCGGAGAGAAGGUCCUUCUCAGGAUCGAGCCAGACAACCCCAGUGAGAAUGCAUACGAGAGCUUGUUCCCCAAGCUAGGCACCGGUGGGAAGCGUCCCAGACAGCCUGAUGACGGCGGCAUCGAGCCCUCUCUCAGGCAACCGGGUGUGCCGCAGGGACCUAGUGGUGGUGGUCGUGGGUUUUUCCACCAGGGAGGCAGAGGUGGUCGCGGCGGCCGAGGCGGCAGGGGCUUCCAUACCGGAGGCCGCGGUGGUCGAGGUGGCCGGGGAGGGCGGGGUGGCAGAGGUAAGCACCACUAUCACUCACUUGAUGAUGUUGGCCGAGGCAGUCAUCAAGUGGACUAUGACGAUAGCUCCCAGCAACAGCAGCAGGCUUUUGCCAAGAACAACACUAGCCAGAACCCUAGCGGAUGGCAGCAGCAGCCACCGACUGGGCCGGCAGCACAGGUUGGCAACCGCGGCGGCUUUGGCUCUGGAGGCCCAGAGCUGAACAACUACUACUGA
Messenger RNA from Thyridium curvatum, 1773 nucleotides. RefSeq lists its product as uncharacterized. Gene Ontology annotation, cellular component: box C/D methylation guide snoRNP complex; small-subunit processome. Bases 1 to 1773 code for a protein of 590 amino acids. The record is from RefSeq and is a predicted model, not a curated record. Gene Ontology annotation, molecular function: RNA binding; rRNA methyltransferase activity; histone H2AQ104 methyltransferase activity. Lineage: Eukaryota; Fungi; Ascomycota; Sordariomycetes; Thyridiales; Thyridiaceae. The transcript has 2 exons. Gene Ontology annotation, biological process: rRNA methylation; box C/D sno(s)RNA 3'-end processing.